Molecule: messenger RNA, 464 nt
Organism: Paraglomus occultum
Lineage: Eukaryota; Fungi; Glomeromycota; Glomeromycetes; Paraglomerales; Paraglomeraceae
Source: the annotation of a GenBank genome assembly
AUGUUAGGUGUCUUAAGACCAUUGCUAAUCGCGAGACUGAUCGCAGGCGUGAAAAAGCACAGGAACUACUCGACAGGAUUUACGAGAUCCCCUGACGUUCAAGGUUCCGAGCCGAGUCACGAAGCCAGUGUUGGAGCGUAUACGACUUACGAGGGUACUCGACCAGAUCGUCAAUUAGCAAGAAAUCGGGAUAAAGAACGUUCUUAUAAGAAUAAAUCAGCUGAACCUUUAGUUCACGUCCACCAUCCAACGUUUAUAGGAGGAGGGACUGUUAGUGGGGUUAUAAACUCUGAAACUUUCAUUUCCGGGUCAUCCGAAAAGGAUCAGAAAAAGGAUUCGGUUGACAAUAUCAGCGCCUUCUUCAAAGAUCCCUCUGGCGUAAAGGUAACAAAAUUUACUGAGAAUCAAGUGACGACUCCAAAAAAACAUUCAAUGAAGAGGUUAAAGUAUGACCUUCGCAAUAA